CUGGCUUGUUCCAGUGAAGCCAGGUCUGAGUCAACGAUCGUCCUGUGAACUGCUCCCUCCCUCCCUCCCUCCAUUCCUCCAUCCCUCGUCUCCCCUCCUCCCUCCCUUCUCGCCUCGCUCCUGUCACUAGAACUGUCACAGCGCAGAAGCACCUGAAAGACAGAGAGCUUGGCUAAGGAGCCCAGCAAAGAAAGAGAGAGAGUUCCUUAAUCCUGCUGCCCCUCGAGCCUUUCGAUCAUCGACUGAAAGGCUUGACCUUUCGGCGCAGGCAGGAACGAACUCUCAGAUCGAUAUCGUUGCCGAUUUAGCUCAUCGCUCUAGUUCCAGCUAGGCCGAUGCAAAAGUCACUCGAUCGUCUCGAUUAUGUGCAGGAGCUCUGAGCAACCAUGUAGACCCUCUCCAUUUUCAACUCUGCCUGUCUCCAUCGGCCUCUAGUGCGUCCAUCGCUGAAUUCAUCCUGCCUGGGCUGGGUCGAGUCGGCCGUCGAACUGAUCGUGAAACUCGUCGAUCAGACCAGGCCCAGAGAGUUAGUGCUCUUUCUGCGCGGACCUAGCGACCGUGGCUGCGCGUUGCCCACGGGGAGGGCUUUGGAAAUUGAGCUGAGAUUGAUUGAGGUCGAGCCUGAGAUCGAGCACGGUGGGGGAGACGGGGUCGUAGAAUGGCAUCUAGCUCGAAGUCGCCUUCGAAUACCGACGGGAAGAAUGAAUUGUGCCAGCUGCUGCAAUGGACUGCGGAUAAUUACAGCAAGAACGCCAAGCUCGGAUUCCAGGCGCCCAUAAUUCAGGAGCUAGAACGUCAAACAUGUAUCAGGAUCUCGCACAUCGCAGACGAUGGGCUUGCCAUCCUGGGAAGGGUUCUCCAACAACAUGCGUGUCCGAAUUUGAAAUCCGUGGUCAUCAUAGAAUGUAGGCUGGAGAAAAUGGGGAUAGUGGAGUUCUGCCGAGCCCUGGCCGUGGGCAACCUGUCGGGCUUGGAGGCCCUGAGCGUGCAGGACAACCGCAUGGGGGAUAUGGAGCUGAUCGCCAUCGCCGGUGCUCUGGGAUCCGGCAAGUGUUUUACUCUGAAGCGCCUGUAUUUAGGAAGCGACCGGGACAUCUUUCAGACCGAAGGAGCCCAGUCAAUGGCAGAGGUGCUGGAGUCGGGCCAUCUGCCGCUUUUGGAGGAUUUGAGUGUUCGCGGAGUCGAGGAGGAGGAUGGCAUGCUCGCCAUCUUCCGAGCCUUGGAAGCUCGCAAAGUCGCAGGUCUGAAAAGCUUGGACUUCCAGGGAUGCGCGAUCAGGUUAGGGGCGGUGAGCGUUCUGGCUCGAGCUCUGCAGUUCUCGCCUCAUUUCUGCGGUCUGAUCAAGCUCGAUCUAUCAGGAUGUAGGACCAUGGGGGACGACGAGGUGAUCGCGCUCUCGCAAGCCUUGAGGUCCAGAAACAUGGUCCAUCUGUGGUGCCUGGGCUUGGCCAACUUGACGAUGGGCGAGAGAGGAUUCCUCGAGAUCGCUUCAUUGCUGAAAGCAGGACAUCUGCCGGGCCUGCAAUACCUGUACGCCACCGAUUGCGACAACACGGAAACGAGCGCGAGGGCACUGAUCGAGGCUUACUGCGAGAACACAUCGCUGGUGGUCGACAUGACCGUGGAUUGGCCGAGCUGGACCUUCCACAACGACGCUCACGACCUUAUGGUGCGGAACGAGGCUUUGCUCGAGCAGCAGCACACCAUCGCCUGCGGCAAAGACCUCCACCGUGCCCGGGACCGCGAUCGCAGCGUGGACACGAGUCUGGUCGAGUUCGACGAGCAUCGGUCUCGACCGUCGUCCUCUGUGCUGUUCCUGAUCAAAAAAUUUAGAGUCUCGCGGUGGAAGAUAUCGCAGAUGCUAUCGUCGAUCAAAAAAUGUUUGGGUAGAAAAAGGUCCAAAAUUCUCUUCCGCAUUGCGUCUCUGAGCUCGAGAACACGAAACCGAAAAACGUGAUUUCUUUUAGUGCAUGUAGUGAUUUUGUCAGUUAGUUCCACGUCUCGAAGCUCGAAGGUGCCAUUGGAUUGAUAAGACUUGAGAAACGCACGCGCGUUUGCGUCCACUCAUUGCAAGUGCACCGUGAUGUGAGAUCGCGAUGCACGAGCUGCUGCUUGUUGGUUCACUUUAUUAGCAUUAGGCCUUAGCUCUAGCUUAGUUGGAAGAAAGCACGCAGCAGCUGCAAGUGAACCUGAUCACGAGCGGCUGAUGAAUACUGCUCUGCAUCCUGAUCGUGAGUCCCAUAGUCGCUUGUGACGGCUACGUUUCAGUGGCGGCAAACCUAAUUAACACUCUUUAACUUGGUUGGAUUUGUAUAUAGAGGUGAGAUGUAUAAAGAUUUGCACCGCUUCGGAAGCUCUAUCUCAACUCAACUCGCCUCCACUGCACUCCACUCCACUUUCCU
Messenger RNA from Marchantia polymorpha subsp. ruderalis, 2402 nucleotides. The record is from the annotation of a GenBank genome assembly. Lineage: Eukaryota; Viridiplantae; Streptophyta; Marchantiopsida; Marchantiales; Marchantiaceae.